UCGUUUCCCCUCGGACGUCUGGGAGUUGUAGUUUUGUGGUUUAAUGUUAUGAAAAGAAAAAACUACAGGUCCCAGAGUUCCCUGCGCGGCCAUCCUCCUAAUUGGCAGCCCCGGCCCCUGUGAUAUGUGAGGGAACACAAAGGCUCGUGAGCGGCAGCCUAAACCAUUGCUGGAUGACAUUAGCUUUUUCCUUCUCACCGGUCGUAAGAAUGGAAACGUCUGACUAUGGGACCAAAAAGAGCUGGGGCAAGUCUAAAUCAAAGAAGGUGAGAGGUUCAUCCAAAGUGUCCAAAUCCAGUAGAAAUCUUUCACCCGACAACAAAAUGAUGAAGGACCAAAAGGGCACCCGAAAACUCCGGUAUAAAACACAAGAAGCUCAAAGCCGCCCGUCUCUGAGAAGUCAACAGAACGGUCAAACGAGGCAGUCAUCAGGCAAGGGCAAAGUGAAAAAGGAAGUGGACGAUUCCACCUGUGAUGUGGAAGACCAGGGCAUCGAAAAAACCAAACCGUACGCGUGUGCUAUAUGUCAGAAGAGCUUUGCCCAGAAAUCCAACCUUGUGACCCACUUCAGAGUCCACACAGGGUCCCGGCCCUACAUGUGUAUGGAGUGUGGGAAGAGCUUCAGCACCAGCUCCAAUGCGGUGACCCACCAGAGGGUGCACACGGGAGAGAGGCCGUACAGCUGUGGAGAAUGUGGGAAAAAGUUCAGUAUCAGCUCCAACCUGGUGACCCACCAAAGGGUCCAUACGGGAGAGAGACCCUAUGUCUGUACUGACUGUGGAAAAAGCUUCACUCACCGUUCAAACCUGGUCAUCCACCAGAGGGCGCACUCGGGGGAGAAGCCUUAUGAGUGCAUUACGUGUGGAAAAACAUUUACUCACAGCUCUCACCUUGUUGCCCACCAGAAAGUCCAUGUUUAGAGAAUGGAGGAUUGUCUUCACCAGUGGUUGCCAAACUGUGGACCUCUAGGUGUUCCAAAGCUUUCACUCCCAGCCGAUGGCUAUCCGGGCAUGCUGGGAGUGAAAGCUUUCCAACACCUGGAGGUCUGCAGUGACCUGCUAGGUGGAGAACAUUAGUAUGAUGGCCUUGGCCCGAAUGGGGCCUCGAAAGGACUUCUCUCUUUGUAUUUUAAACUUGUGCCAUGUAAUGCGCCAUCCGUGGCCUACUUUUUAACCCUAAAGGGGUGGAUCUUGAACCCUAUACGUGGUUCCUUCUGAUGGUUUUUAAGAUAAGAUCCUCUAGAAAAGUGAAGGAUCUUCUAGUAGCCUUUGACUCAAAUGACCUGUGUCCCUCCAGCCAUUAGUUAUCACGUCCGCUCGGCUCCAUACUUACCAGCCAUUCCGGAGAGGACGCGAGCAUACCGUGUUGUGGAUGAACCACAGAGCUCAGCUUAUAGGUUAACAAGGGUAAAGAAUCAAGUAGACAAAAAGUAGUGAUGUAAAGCGAGGGGUGAGGGGGCGAGGAUUGUUCCCAUAUAUAGACCAAGAGGUUUGUAGGUUUGAUUAAGUUGAUUUGUAGAGAUGAGCAAAAUUUAUAUCUAGAUAUCGGUAAAUACCUAAUUCUCAAUGUGUCUGUGUGUUACUCUGGUCUACAUCCCCUCCCCAAAGCCAUAUUUUUAGCCUAAAAGAAGCAGCCAUUUUUCAUGCAAAAAUUACUAAAAAAUGUUGGCUGUUAUUAUUUUUAUUUUUAAAGGUUGUACAUACCCCCCAAAAGCAAAGUAUUAAAUGAAGUGCAUAGUCAUAUUUAUUUACAUCUGUAACAUUAAAGAAGCACUCCAGGGUUUUUUGUUUUAUUUUGUCCUAGUCCUACAGGACCAUCUGUCCUGUUCCAGCACAGCGGCAUCUAUGCAUUUCAUUACUGUACCUUGUUCAUGUGAUCAUCAGUCUGACUGAUAGUAACUGUGUCACAGGAUAUUUGAUCUGAAUUAGCUGAUAUCUGCCCUCCAGCUCUAUCUGUAUACUGCUGCUCUUUCUAUGGGAUCAGGAUAUAUAGUAGCUAUACAUCUUCCCUCCAGCUCUAUCUGUAUACUGCUUCUGUUAUUUCAAUGGUAUAUAUAUAUAUAACAAAUCAGCAAAAAAACAGCUCACCCCCGUUCGCCUCCUGCGUCGCAGAUCAGUGUGGACAGCACUGGAAGUAAUAUUAGAGAAAGGAAGAUAUCCAGCACAGUAGCUCGAAUGCAGGUGUAUUUAUUUUAAAACAGCCUCAGGGGAGGUGUAUAUCUAAUUUAAUAUAUCCUGAUCCAAUAGAGAUAGCAGCAAUAUACAGAUA
Messenger RNA from Hyla sarda, 2268 nucleotides. RefSeq names its product gastrula zinc finger protein XlCGF49.1-like. Gene Ontology annotation, cellular component: nucleus. Gene Ontology annotation, biological process: regulation of transcription by RNA polymerase II; central nervous system development. Lineage: Eukaryota; Metazoa; Chordata; Amphibia; Anura; Hylidae. The transcript is spliced from 2 exons. The coding region runs from base 174 to 920 and encodes 248 amino acids. The record is from RefSeq and is a predicted model, not a curated record. Gene Ontology annotation, molecular function: DNA-binding transcription factor activity, RNA polymerase II-specific; RNA polymerase II cis-regulatory region sequence-specific DNA binding.